This is a messenger RNA of Coregonus clupeaformis (lake whitefish), 2084 nucleotides long. RefSeq names its product M-phase inducer phosphatase 2. Lineage: Eukaryota; Metazoa; Chordata; Actinopteri; Salmoniformes; Salmonidae. Gene Ontology annotation, cellular component: nucleus; cytoplasm. The transcript has 10 exons. Bases 288 to 2021 code for a protein of 577 amino acids. The record is from RefSeq and is a predicted model, not a curated record. Gene Ontology annotation, molecular function: protein tyrosine phosphatase activity. Gene Ontology annotation, biological process: positive regulation of G2/MI transition of meiotic cell cycle; protein dephosphorylation; positive regulation of G2/M transition of mitotic cell cycle.
CAGGGAGAGUACACGGCAGUGCAGCUCUCUGACAGGAUUUAAAGUAUGUACUUUUAGGCAAGAUUAUUAUUAUUUUUUUACUUUUGGUUUUCCAAGACGGGGUCUGCAAACAGCUUGCCAUGGUUGUUUUGCCUUUAUUACUCUUCACACUUAUUCUGCAAAUUUCCUCAUUUGGUUAGCUAGCUUGAUCUUUCGGCCUGUCUCCGUUCACCGAUAUUUUGGCCUUCCUGACAGGUAUCUAAAUUGAAUUCGAUUCAAGGAACUAUCAUUGGAUUUACCUUGUAAGAAUGGAUUUUGUAAACGUUACCAACGAUUUCAGCCCAAUCACCACUCGCUUGACCAGCAGGUCCGACAGAAUCUCAGGGCUUUCCUCGCUGUCGCUGCCCGACAUGAUGGCCUCUCCUUUCAUCAAGAAGAAUCUCUUCUCUCCUGGACCCACAACUGUACUGUCUCCGGUCACUAAUCUGGCCCUAAACAUGAACAAUCUAGCUGGACUUGGGAGCCAACAGUGUGAUACUCCCAAGAGGAAACGUGUGCCCCUUCUGAAGAUUCCCUCCUUCGCCUCCGACUGCUCCUCGGAUGCUGGUCUUGGUAUGGAUUCCCCCAGCCCCAUGGAUCCCAUCCAUGUUGAGGAGACGUUUGAGAAGGCCAUUCUCCAGUCUGGAAGAGUUGUCAAUGAAAAAAUGCCAAUCCGAAGAAUCAACUCUCUGCCACUGCAGCUGCUGGACUUCAGCCCGGCUCUGAAGGGUCCGGUCCAAGAGAGCCAGGAUCAGCACUUCUACGGGGACUUUGAACGGCUCGGCCCAGCCAAGGAUGCAGCCACCUCCUCUGGGCACAGCGGUCACGGUGGACAGGGCAACAAGGAGAACCAGGAGGAGGGGUUUGAGUUUAAGAAGCCCACCAAGGCCAUGUCCCCCUGCCGUAUGAGGUCCUUCCAUAGUGGAGGAGGACAGAACAAGGACGAUGCCCGCUGGCCCAGCUCUGCCCCAGCACUCAUGCUAUCCUCGUCCCAACGCCUCAGCUCAUUGGACGACAGAAGCCCCGUGUUCCUGCAUCGCUGCACCCUUGACGAUGACGACGGUUUCCUUGACGUUCUGGAUGACUGUGAGCAGUGUGACAUGCCCGUGGGGAUGUCCAGCCUGCUGACCGCUCCGCUAGUGAGGGACGGCAACGCGGCAGGAGAUGACUCGCCGGUGGUUGGCUGUCGGCCGCGGGGUCUGUUCCGCUCGCCCUCCAUGCCCAGCCAGGUGGGCCGCGUCCCUCUGAAGCGCCCCCAGGACCAGAACACUCCGGUCAGGGUGAAGAGACAACGCAGCCUGGUGGAAACUCGUGCCACCACCAUGGACCAGGACGACCGCUCUCCCAGCAAGAUGGUGUGUUCCGAGCACCACAUCCAGCGCUCCAAAUCGUUCUGUAACCACACAGAGAUUGAGAAGCUGCUGGACAAGGAGCUGAUUGGAGAUUUCACCAAACCCUUUGUCCUGUCCACCGUGCAGGGAAAACACCAGGACCUCAAAUACAUCACUCCUGAGAUGAUGGUGUCAGCUCUGAGCGGUCAGCUGGACCAUCUUGUGGAGAGGAUCAUGGUGAUUGACUGUCGCUACCCGUAUGAGUUUGACGGGGGUCACAUCAAAGGAGCCCUGAACCUCCACCAGGAGGAACAGAUUGAGGAGUACCUCCUGCGCAGCCCCAUCGCCCCCCUCUCCCCCGACCGCAGGGUCCUCCUCGUCUUCCACUGUGAGUUCUCCUCCGAGCGGGGUCCCAGGAUGUGUCGCUUCGUACGCGAGAGGGACAGGACGAUGAACCAGUACCCUAACCUGCACUACCCAGAACUCUACAUCCUCAAGGGAGGCUACAAAGAGUUCUUCCAUCACUUCCAGAUGCAGUGUGAGCCCCAGGGGUACCGACCCAUGGACCACCAGGACUUUAAAGAGGACCUGAAGAAUUUCCGACUGAAGAGCAGGACCUGGGCCGGGGAGCGCAGCAAGAGAGAGCUGUACAGCAGGCUGAAGAAGCUAUGAUACCCCCCUACCAUACUGCCCCCCUAACCCCCUACCAUACUGCCCCCCUAACCCCCUACCAUA